Molecule: messenger RNA, 3729 nt
Organism: Dipodomys spectabilis (banner-tailed kangaroo rat)
Lineage: Eukaryota; Metazoa; Chordata; Mammalia; Rodentia; Heteromyidae
Gene: Slf1
Product: SMC5-SMC6 complex localization factor 1
Exons: 21
Coding region: 99-3266 (1055 amino acids)
Biological process (GO): positive regulation of double-strand break repair
Molecular function (GO): protein binding
Source: RefSeq, a predicted model, not a curated record
UGAGGAAGCUAGCGCUGCCGCGGCAGUCGUCACCCCUAGUCGCCGCCUCCACCGCCGCCGCCCGAGGGGAAGCAGCCCGGACAGGUGCCGCCGGGAAGAUGGAAGAUGGUGCCCCAAAGCAUAUCAUCCAAAUGACAGGAUUUAAGAUGGAAGAAAAGGAAGCUCUAGGAAAAUUGCUUUUAAAGCUAGAUUGCACUUUUAUUAAGAGUGAGAAAUAUAAAAAUUGUACACAUCUUAUAGCUGAACGCCUGUGCAAGAGUGAAAAAUUUUUAGCAGCUUGUGCAGCAGGAAAGUGGGUUCUGACUAAGGACUACAUAAUUCAUAGUGCCAGAAGUGGCAGGUGGCUUGAUGAGACGACUUAUGAAUGGGGAUAUAAAAUUGAAAAGGAUUCUCAUUUUUCACCUCAAAUGCAGUCUGCCCCUAAAAGAUGGCGUGAAGAGCUAAAGCGCACUGGUGCUCCAGGAGCUUUCCACAGAUGGAAAGUUGUCCUCCUUGUGAGAGCUGAUAAACGCAGUGAUUCUCUUGUAAGGGUUUUGGAGGCGGGAAAAGCAAAUAUUAUUUUACCAAAAAGUUCACCAAGUGGAAUAACUCAUGUGAUUGCCAGUAAUGCAAGAAUCAAUGCUGAGAAAGAAAAAGAUAACUUUAAGGCUCCAUUUUAUCCAAUUCAGUAUCUAGGGGAUUUUCUUUUAGAGAAAGAAAUUCAGAAUAAUGAAGAUUCCCAAACCAAAUCUCUUUGGACUGAACAUGGCAAUCAAGAAAAAAGCAAAGAUUUUGGGAAUGAUAUGAGGUUUCUUGAAAUAAAUAGUGCUUUAAGAGAGACCAUGUCUAGAACCCAGAAAGAAAUACAAAAUCAUGAUGAAGACGUUAAUAGUAGUUCUGUUUUACAUGAACAUCAUAAAAAAGAAAAAUUCAGAGAAUCCAGUAAAGAUUUGAAAUUUGUUAAAAUGAGAAAUACCUUCAAAAGGCAUACAUAUGGAAAUCAGAAGGAAACAAAGAAAAAAGAAGAUAUUCAAAGAAAUUAUACUUUGAGGAGAAAACGCAGAAAAGAAACUGAGGGCAAGAAUGAUGUUGGACAUGAUACAAUCAAAAGUUCCUUUAAAAAGCACAUAUAUUACAGAGAUCAGAAAGAAAUGAAGAUUUCUGUUUUUGCUGAUUAUGCCAGUGAAUCAAAAACCAAGGAUAUCAGGACAGAUGUGGAUAUCAUUGAAAUGAAAAAUGCCUUAAAGAGGCAUAUAUAUAGAACUCAGGCUGUCAGAUACAACUGCAUUAGAGUAGAUAAACAGCCAGUAUGCAAUGGAGAGAUUAAGAAUGCUGAAUUUCCCAGAGGUGUAUUAAAUUUAAUUGAAAGCCUCAUAGAAGGACAGUUUUUUAAUGAAGCAAUUGAAGAACUUUCUUCUUUGCAAGCACAUUACAUCCCUCCUGUAUGCCUUCUUCAUGCUCUUCUAGAGAACAUUCUGCAAGAUAAUAUAGAUACGUUUUCUGGUCGAUACUUUCAUAUAUUGUCAGCUCUUCUUCACUUACAUCCUCCUUGGGAGUCACCAGCCAUGUCAAGAUAUUACUUACAGUUGUUUCAGUGUCCAACAUGUAUGAAAGGAUCCUGGUCUCUAGUAGAAGUACUUAUCAGGUCUUGCCUUUUCAAUGAAAGUUUUUGUCAUCAAAUUCCAGAAAGUAUUGGCUCUAAGGUACUCUACCUUACACUGCUCAAAUUUUUCUUCAAUUUAAUUGAAACUGAGGUCCGGAAUUUGAGUCAAAAGUUGUAUGACUGGUCAGAUUCUCAGAGUCUGAAAAUAACAGGAAAGGCAAUUCCUCUUGAAAUCUUCUGGUCAGGAAGUGAGACCUCAGGGCUUUUGACCAAGCCAGUAAAUCUGCUUUUGGAAUGGACUAUAUAUUCUCACAAGGAAAAAUGCAAGUCAAAUGAUGUCUUCAAACAUGAACUGGCUUAUUUAUUGACUGGAAUUCUUGGAGUAGCAAUAGAUUACUGGAUCUUCUCUGGUCUGAAGAUGGGCAGAAAUGUGAUGCGACACAUGUCUGAUGAUUUAGGAAGUUAUAUUUCCCUUUCUUGUGAUGACUUUUCUUCACAGGAAUUAGAAGUUUUCAUUUGCUCCUUUUCCUCUUCAUGGCUUCAAAUGUUUGUUGCAGAGGCAGUCUUUAAAAAGUUGUGCUUACAAAACUCCAGCAAUGUUGCCUCUGAGCCACUCACUCUUCAGAAAAUGGUAUGUUCCUAUUUGCCGGCUUUGGGGAAAACUGGUGCUCAUGGAGUUGGAAAGAUACAGAUAUUAAAGAAAAUAGGACAGCGGCCUUGCCUUGAAUCUCAGAGAGCCUUACUAAUGUUGAAUGGUGCUAAACAGAAACAAGUUGAAGGGCUGCCAGAGUUACCAGAGCUGACCCUUACUAAAUGUUCCUCAUUUAAAAAGUUGAAAAAGAAGUCAGAAGGACAAUUAUCAUGCUCUAAAGAGAAUUGCCCCUCCAUAGUUACGAAGAUGAAUUUCCGCAAGACUAAUUUAAAAGGAGAAACAGCCCUGCAUAGAGCUUGCAUAAAUAACCAAGUGGAAAAAUUGAUUCUUCUUCUCUCUUUGCCAGGAGUAGACAUCAAUGUUAAAGACAAUGCUGGCUGGACGCCUUUGCAUGAAGCUUGUAACUAUGGCAACACAGUAUGUGUCCAGGAAAUUUUGCAACGUUGUCCAGAGGUAGAUCUGCUCACUCAAGUGGACGGAGUGACUCCUUUGCAUGAUGCACUGUCAAACGGACAUGUAGAAAUUGGCAAGCUGCUACUACAACAUGGGGGCGCAGUGCUUUUACAGCAGAGAGACUCUAAAGGAGAAUUGCCCUUGGAUUAUGUAGUAUCGCCUCAAAUCAAGGAAGAAUUAUUUGCUAUUACAAAAAUAGAAGAUACAGUGGAGAACUUCCAUGCUCAAACAGAGAAACACAUCUAUCACCAGCAACUUGAAUUUGGUUCAUUUUUACUUAGUAGAAUGUUGCUGAAUUUUUGUUCUAUUUUUAAUUUAUCCUCAGAAUUCAUUUUAGCUUUCAAAGGGUUAACUCAUCUAAAUGAGCUGCUUAUGGCUUGUAUUAGUUAUAAAGAAACCACUAGUUCUCGUACCGACUGGUUAUUGGAUCUUUAUGCUAGAAAUAUUAAGACAUUACAGAAGCUCCCAGGUAUUCUUAAGGAUCUGCCUGAGAACAUGAAACUGUGUCCAGGAGUACAUACUGAGGCCUUACUGGUAACAUUGGACAUAAUGUGUCGGUCAGUCACAGAGCUUUCAUGAUGAUGCCAGGCAUUAUGCCAGGCAUGAUGAUGCCAGCUUGUUUUGUCAUUUUGUAUAGGCAUCAUAAGUGUCAUAGCUUACUGGCAAAUACUAAUUUUGACUUAUUUAUUGACCUUCUAAUCUGGCUGAAUUUUAAAAGCACUUAUUAAACAUCUGCAUAAAUAAAGGAUGGAACUUUUUCCAAUGUGUAGAAUUGGGGUCAGAAGUUUUAAGUACAAACAACUUUCAUUAAUUUUCAAGAAUUUUUGUUCUGAAAAAUGAUAUUUAUUUAUAUUGUAUGUGUAAAAGAAAUAACUUAAAUAUUUUUUUCAAAACAAAAUGUAAUGUCCUCUUAUAGAUGUUUUAGGUCAUAUAAUCAUGGCAGGAUAUUCAUGUAAAUAUUCAACUACUAACCUGUUAACUCCAUUUCUUUGCAGGAAUUAUAGUUUUGUGUAUUUCUAAAAUAAACAUUUCUAAACUUUAA